AUGGUUUGUUUACGCCGUCUUGCACUCACCGCAGUGCUAUCUUUACCAACCACAAAUGCCUUAGCAACAGCGACAAGCGGUCUUUCUGGACUGGCAGAUCGUCUGUUCAAUGGCCAAGGAAGCGCGUUUGAGUUUGUUCUCACGGCGCAUUACGACAAUUGGUCGCGCUGGAACCCGCCCGUCAAUGACAACUACACGGUUUCAUCUGCGCAUGGAAAGAUUCGCGUCGAGGGUACGACACUGAAUGCGUUGGCGAGAGGCCUGCGACACUAUGCCAAUGAGGUUUUGCAGAUUGACGAGUUUUGGUUUGUUGAAACUUACAAGACUGUCCCGGAACGUUUGCCUGCGCCCAAGCAGCCUUUGACUGGAGCAAGUGUUGUGCCUUGGAGAUAUAACCUCAACACUGUCACCUUUUCGUAUAGCUUUGCUUGGUAUCAAUGGAAAGACUGGGAGAAAUUCAUCGACUGGGCGGCCCUGCGCGGUAUCAACCUGCAACUUGCGUGGGUGGGCUAUGAGAAGAUUUUCCUCGACAGCUUCAAGGAGUUGGGUCUCUCCAACGAAGACAUCCUGCCAUUCUUCAGUGGACCGGCGUUUCAAUCAUGGAACCGGUUUGGAAAUAUUCAACGUUCAUGGGGCGGAAAGGGUGACUUACCACUUGAAUUCAUCGAGCAGCAGUUCGAUCUGCAGAAGAAGAUCGUGGCUCGCAUGGUUGAGCUCGGCAUAACGCCAGUACUGCCUGCAUUCCCCGGCUUUGUCCCGGAUAGCAUCAAAAAGGUUCGGCCGAAUGCAAAACUGACGGUUUCCCCAAACUGGUUCUACCCAGCACCAGACAAGUACACGCGGGAUUUGUUCCUCGACCCGUUGGAUAAAACCUAUUCGGAGCUGCAGAAGCUGUUCAUCUCCAAACAGAUCGACGCCUUUGGAAACGUCACCAAUAUUUAUACCCUCGAUCAAUUCAACGAAUUGUCUCCUGCGUCAGGCGAAACCAACUACCUCUCGGGAAUAUCGAAAAACACAUAUGCUGGCCUCACGGCUGCCAACCCUGCUGCGGUGUGGCUGCUCCAGGGAUGGCUCUUCUUCUCGAGCCGCAGCUUUUGGACACAGCCUCGUAUUGAUGCGUAUCUCGGGGGUGUGACAGACAACCAGGGCAUGCUGAUUCUUGAUUUGUACUCGGAAAUGAAUCCCCAGUGGCAAAGAACGAACAGCUAUUCUGGAAAGAGAUGGAUUUGGUGUCAACUACACGACUUCGGAGGGAACAUGGCGCUAGAAGGUCGGGUUCAGACACUUACAUCCGCGCCGAUUGAUGCCCUUGCACAAUCAAAGUCCCUCGUUGGAUUUGGUCUAACACCAGAGGGUUAUGAGGGUAAUGAAAUCGUCUACGACAUCCUCCUGGACCAGGCUUGGGCUGCCAAACCUCUCGACACAAAGGCGUACUUUGAAUCAUGGACGACGAAACGAUACGCAGGUGUUUCAAAAAUACCCUCGGAACUCUACCAAGCAUGGGAAACACUCCGCACAAACGUCUACAGCAAUACACGCACCGACAUCCCCCAAGUCGCCGUCGCAACAUAUCAGCUUCGCCCAGCGUUAUCCGGUAUCGUCAACCGAACCGGCCACUUCCCUCAUCCCACAGCUGUUCACUACGAUCCUGCAGUGCUUAAAGAUGUCUGGAAACUCAUGCUGGAAUCCGUUUUGCGGCAAGGGUCUCUUUGGAAAGUCCCCGCCUUCCAGCUAGAUUUCAUUGACGUCUCACGCCAAAUGCUAAGCAACCAAUUCGACUUUUUGUACGUCGACCUCAUCAACGCCUACAAGUGCAGCAUCGCCACCGGCUCCAAUGAACUUCGCUCCAACACGCCAAACUGCAACGUCGAGUCUGCAGGCAACAAGCUGCUCGGCCUCCUGUCCACGCUAGAUCUCACUCUCCUGACAAACAGGCAUUUUACGCUGCAAAACUGGAUAGACGCCGCCAGCUCCUGGGGCAAAGCCACCGGAAACGAAGACCUCUUCACCUUCAACGCCCGCAGCCAAGUCACAGUGUGGCAAGUCGACGCCACGAAUCUGAACGACUACGCGGCCAAGGCGUGGGGUGGCCUCGUAGGACCGUACUACAAGGGACGCUGGAGCAUUUUCGUAGAUGCCCUCGUGGCGGCUAGCAAGUCGGGCAACUUGGAUCAGAAUGCGCUGACGCAAAAGUUGAAGGCUUUUGAGGCGAAGUGGCAGGCUGGUGGGAGUGCUGUAGCCCAGGCAAAUGUGCAGGAUUUUAGUGUCGUCAUGCAGUCUUUGCAGAAGAGUUGGCCGGAUUUGUUUCCGACCAAGUAG
Messenger RNA from Pochonia chlamydosporia 170, 2319 nucleotides. Its product is annotated as alpha-N-acetylglucosaminidase. The coding region runs from base 1 to 2319 and encodes 772 amino acids. The transcript is spliced from 3 exons. The record is from RefSeq and is a predicted model, not a curated record. NCBI's taxonomy places the organism in Eukaryota, Fungi, Ascomycota, Sordariomycetes, Hypocreales, Clavicipitaceae.